Capsella rubella is the source of this 2931-nucleotide messenger RNA. RefSeq lists its product as uncharacterized. Gene Ontology annotation, molecular function: helicase activity. The transcript is spliced from 4 exons. The record is from RefSeq and is a predicted model, not a curated record. The coding region runs from base 101 to 2791 and encodes 896 amino acids. Lineage: Eukaryota; Viridiplantae; Streptophyta; Magnoliopsida; Brassicales; Brassicaceae.
UUCAAAUCCUCUUUAAAAAAUAUUUCUUGUCUUCCAAGACAAGCUAAGUCUUUUGGUGAUUUUCAAAACCUAUCUUAGUUUUGUAUCCCCCGUUGAUCUGAUGGAUUACAAAGAAAUACGAAGGAUCUUGGCAAAAGAAGAACAAACAAGUCUGUUCGCUAGUGUAUGUUCUUGGUCUAUCAAAGAUAUCCUCAACGAAGAUCUCUACAAGGAUAAGAUGAAGACAAUACCAGACAGAUUUAGUUCCGUUGAUGAAUACUUUCAGUGUUUUGUUCCUCACUUACUCGAGGAAACAAGAACCGAGUUGUUCUCGAGCCUCAAAUCUUUAUCGAAAGCUCCUGUCUUUCAAAUAGAUUCCGUGGAGACAAGAACAAACGAAUUUUUUAGAAGGACAUCGAUUAAGAUGUUCCAUGAUAUAACAUUAACGAAUUAUGAUGCAGACGACAAAAGUGAAAAGUACGAGCCAAGGUGUGGAGAUGUUAUUGCGCUAAGUCCUCUGAGUCUGACAGAGGAAAGGCCAAGAAUCGAUGACUUGAAUCCUUUACUUCUAGGUUACGUAUUCUCUGUUUCUGGUGGUUUAGAAUUCUCUGUUCACUUCUCUAGACCUAUACCUAAGAAUGAGAAACAUCUGUUUCGCUCUGGCGUUUUUCUUAUGACUCUAAUAACAAACACUCGGAUUUGGAAUGCUUUGCACAACGAAGCUGCUGAUUCCACUCUAAUCCAGAGUAUUCUUCAGGAAGAUGCAUCCGUUACUGAAGAAUGCUUUUCUUGUGGGCAUGAAGACGUUGAUGGUUCUGAUUCCGACAGCGUUUUGGAUAUAAUCCGUUUAGCAAAACUGAACUCUUCACAAGAAGCUGCAAUUUUGGGUUGCCUUAAGACAAGGAAUUGUAAUCACAAGAAGAGUGUAAAGCUGAUAUGGGGACCUCCUGGUACAGGCAAAACAAAGACGGUAGCGACUCUUCUCUCUGUUCUUCUCAAACUAAAGUGCAAAACAGUUGUGUGUGCUCCUACAAAUACAGCUGUUGUAGAAGUUGCAUCGAGGCUAUUGGCUUUAUCUAAGGAAACAAUUGUGUGUGCUCCUACAAAUCCAGCUAUUGCUGAAGUUGUAUCAAGGUUCUCGUCCUUGUUCUAUGGAACUUCUACAUUAGAACGUACCACUUACGGUAUGGGGAAUAUAGUUCUUUCUGGAAACCGCGAAAGAAUGGGGAUUAUGAAGAAUAAAGCUCUUCGCAAUGUGUUUUUUAUUGAGCGCGUCACUGUACUUGGUAAGUUGUUUUCAUCAUCUUGUGGAUGGAAGAAGAGGUUGGAGUCAAUCAUAGAUUUUCUUGAGAAUACAGAGGCUAAGUACGAGCAACAUGUACAUGAGUUAGAAGAGCUUGAAAGGGUGAUAGAAGAGGAAAAGAAAAAUAAGAAAGAAGAAGAUGAAAAGAAGAAGGAAGAUGGUGAGAAGGUGACGGAAGAAGUUGAAGAGACGACGAUGCAAGAAGUUGUAAACAUCCCUACAUUUGGAGAGUUUGUGAAGAAGAAGUUUAAUGACUUAACUCAAGAAUUGGAAUUUGAUAUGGUUAAGUUGUGCACUCAUCUGCCUAAGUCUUUCAUUUCAUCUAAAGAUGUGAAGAAUAUGAUAGAAACCCGCCAAGCUCUUCACCGCGUUAGAUGUUUCUUGCUAGAGAAUUCUUCUAGAGAUGAUUUCAAGAAAGGUGGUUUCAGAUACAAUUGCUUCAACAGACUCAUCAGUGUUGAUGCUCUUGGGGCUCUAUGUCUACUUCCUAAGUGUUUUGGGAUUCCUAGUCUAGGAGAUGAUGAUAUUAGGAAAUUUUGUCUAGAUAAUGCAGACAUAAUCUUCUGUACAGCCUCAUGUGCUGCAAAUAUGAAUCCAACAAGAGUAGGCUCUGUCGAUCUUCUUGUGAUCGAUGAGGCAGCUCAGCUUAAAGAAUGUGAAUCGAUCGCUGCAUUGCAACUUCCUGGUCUUCGAAACGCGCUCCUAAUAGGAGAUGAGUAUCAGUUGCCAGCAACGGUUCAUAACGAUGAAUGCGAAAAGGCGAAAUUCGGAAGAAGCUUGUUUGAGAGAUUGGUUCUCAUUGGUCAUAACAAACAUUUGCUUAACGUUCAAUAUCGAAUGCAUCCUUCGAUUAGUUCUUUUCCUAACAAGGAGUUUUAUGAUGGGAGAAUCACGGAUGCAGCCAUUGUUCAAGAAAGGGUUUACGAAAAGCGGUUUCUUCAAGGUAACAUGUUUGGUUCAUUCUCUUUUAUCAAUGUUGGACGUGGAAGAGAAGAGUUUUGUGAAGGACAUAGUCCCAAGAACAUGGUUGAAGUUGCUGUCAUUUCUGAAAUCAUAUCCAAUCUUUUCAAAGUUUCAAGUGAAAGAAGGCAGAAGAUGAGUGUUGGAGUUAUUUCACCUUACAAAGGACAAGUGAGAGCAAUCCAAGAUAGACUUGGUGAUAAGUACGGUUCCUUAUCAGGUGAGCUUUUCAGUUUGAAUGUUCAAUCAGUAGAUGGGUUUCAAGGAGGUGAAGAAGACGUUAUCAUCAUCUCCACAGUUAGAAGUAACGUUAAUGGAAACGUUGGAUUUCUCAAUAACCGUCAAAGAGCCAAUGUGGCACUUACUCGAGCAAAACAUUGCUUAUGGGUGAUUGGUAACGAGACAACUUUGGCUCUAAGUGGUUCUAUUUGGUCAGAACUGAUAAGUGAGUCGAGGACUCGUGAAUGCUUCUAUGUUGCAGUUGAAGACAAGAAUCUAAGAGAUGCCAUGAAUGAUGCUUUGGUUGAUGAUGUAUCGUCGAGUUUUUGAUCUUUUUCGAUUAGGAAUGGUUAUGAAAGAAGAAAUGGCUGGUAGACUUUUAUUUUGUUAUCUUUGUGUUUUUUUGUUUGUUUUCUAUGAUUACUUUGUAUGGGAUUAAAGAUCUUUUAUGGUAUAUUUAUUUAUGGUUA